Impatiens glandulifera is the source of this 654-nucleotide messenger RNA. RefSeq names its product 21 kDa protein-like. The coding region runs from base 1 to 654 and encodes 217 amino acids. Gene Ontology annotation, molecular function: enzyme inhibitor activity. NCBI's taxonomy places the organism in Eukaryota, Viridiplantae, Streptophyta, Magnoliopsida, Ericales, Balsaminaceae. The record is from RefSeq and is a predicted model, not a curated record. Gene Ontology annotation, biological process: negative regulation of catalytic activity. The transcript has a single exon.
AUGGCUCAAUUAACUAUAAGCCUCUUGAGUUUGAUCAUAACCGCGACAUUUCUAGUUCUAUUGCCUCGUCCCAUCACGGGCCUCAACGAUUCCACGACUACAACCAUAAAGGCAAAGGAGUACGUGGAAGCCCAAUGCGAGGGCACCCAAUUCCCAAUAACAUGCGUUCAAUCUCUUACGCUCUAUGUAAAGAAGACCCCUAAAAGCCCGCAAGAGUUAGCCCACAUAGCCCUAAGAGUGAGCCUUUUCAAGGCUCGUAGUGCCAUGGCCUAUAUGAAAUUUGUCGUGGAACAAGUAAACAAAACCAGUUCCAAUCGUCCCGAUGUAUACCUAGCUGUGAAGGAAUGUUACAAUCAGAUCAGCGAUGGGGUGUACCAACUUCACAUGUCACUUGGAGAGAUUGAGAAAAUCGACAGAGGUGGAAAGGCCGGUUUCAUGUGGCACAUGAGUAACAUCGAUAGUUGGAUCAGUUCGGCUUGGACUGAAACAUCCACUUGCGUGGAUAACUUCCCAAGCCGAGCCAUGGGAGGAAAGGUGAAGGCUACUAUUAGGGCUAAGGUGGUGAAUGUGGGUGAGUCGAUCAGCAAUGCACAAGCAUUGUUCAACCGAUUUGUCUCCAAGCAUCGUGUCACGGGCGCAGAAGCAAAACCAUAA